Sipha flava (yellow sugarcane aphid) is the source of this 1379-nucleotide messenger RNA. Its product is annotated as zinc finger BED domain-containing protein 1-like. NCBI's taxonomy places the organism in Eukaryota, Metazoa, Arthropoda, Insecta, Hemiptera, Aphididae. Gene Ontology annotation, molecular function: protein dimerization activity. The transcript is spliced from 2 exons. The record is from RefSeq and is a predicted model, not a curated record. The coding region runs from base 72 to 1349 and encodes 425 amino acids.
UUCAAAAUAUUACAUUAACAACAGACGCCUGGACUGAUAUCUUAAAUAGUAAAAGCUACUUAGGAGUUACUAUGCAUUUUAUACAAAAUUUGCAAUUAGUUUCUGUAGUAUUGGAUGUACAUCCGCUAUCUGAGCGACACACAGCUGACUAUUUAAGAGAAACCAUAACCAAAGUUCAAAAAUCUUGGAAUAUUUCCAAUUCUAAAGUUGUAUGUAUUGUUACGGAUGGUGGUGCAAACAUAGUAAAAGCAAGUAAUGAUCUUUUUGGAGAAUUACGACACUUACAUUGUUUUGCACAUAUGCUUAAUUUCAUUCCUCAAAGGGCAAUCUCAAAUGUUCCAAAAUUAGUUUUAUUGAUUAAAAAAGUAAAACAAAUAGUAACAUUUUUCAAGCAUAGUAUUACUGCUGCUGACAUGUUGACUAAAUGUCAACAUGGAGGAUGUAUUUUAAAAUUAAAGCAAGAAGUACCAACAAGAUGGAAUACAACAUAUUAUAUGAUGGAACGUUUCAAAAUAUUGGCUCCAAAAAUCUCUUCUGUUUUACUCGAAAUACCUAAUGGUCCUGAAAUGGUUUCAACAGCCGAAUUAAAUGAUAUAAAAGAUUUAUUGCAUCUAUUGCAGCCGUUUGAAAUAGUUACUAAAGAAGUGUUUGGACAAGAAUACAUAACUUCUAGUAAAGUUAUUCCUCUAGUGCACACAUUGGAAAAUAAAGUUGGAAAUUUAGAAGCUACUACAGAAAUAGGUCAAAAACUUCAAAUUAAACUUAAAAAAGAAAUUGAAAAACGUUUCCAAAAAAUCGAAUUUAUUCAAUUGUUAUCUAUCGCCACAUUAAUAGACCCAAGAUUCAAAACCAUUCAUUUCCAAAAACCUUUGGCUAAAUCAAAUGUGCUACAAAUAGUUAACAAAGAAAUAAGACAGAUGAUAUCUGCUGAAAAUGUUUACGUUUCCAACUCAAGGUUAAAUUCCGAAGAAAAUGUGAAUGAUAAUUUAGUGGACAAUAAUAGUGAUAUAUGGAAUUAUCACAAGAAGGUUAAAUAUCUAGCAUCAUCACAGAUACUUGAAAGUUCUAAUUCAACCAUGGAAGCAGAAUUUAAACAAUACUUAUAUUUACCAUUGAUAAAUAUAAAUAAUGAUGUUUUAGCUGUAUGGGAAUCAUACAAAACAGUAUUUCCUCAUUUAUAUGUUGUAGCUCAAAAAUACCUAUCAACAGUUUCAUCUUCCAUUCCUUCUGAACGGCUUUUUUCAAAAGCUGGAAACUUAAUAACGGAAAAAAGAAACCGUAUUUCUGAAAGUAGGAUUUCUAAGCUGUGUUUUUUACAAACAAUACCAGCAAUGUAUUGGGAUCUUUAAAAAUAUAUUUAUUAUUUUUAUAUGCUCAAG